UGAUCUUCCAGUUGGCGCUUUGCACUGUUGUUACUGCACAGAGCAAACAUUAGAGUUGUCAUACUGAGAUGAGCAGAAAGCACUCAGUGUAUUUGGCCACUUCUCCGGAUAACCAGAAGGAGACUGACGCGCGAAUUUCUGUCUGUCUCUUCUCAUAUCCUUUAUAAUAACUAGCUUCUCAGUUCAGUUGUGUCUCACAAACUACAAUUUAUUUUCUCUAUUUCAAGGGGCUGCUGGAAAUCUUUCUGAAAGCUUUCCAACAUACUCGUUCACCAAACAGAAAUAUAAACCACAGCACUUAUACAUUAAAGAAGAAGAAGAAAAUACAAUGGAGGUGCGAAUAUUGUCGGACAAAGACCAUGAUGAGUACACGUCAUGCGGACUUCUGAACGAUAAGUGAUUUAUUUACACGUGGUGCAUUGAAUCGCUAGAGAAAUUCCCAUGAUUUUAGAUUAUGCUUGAACAACAUGACUUUGGUUCUCCCCUAGAGUACACGUCAUGUGGACUUCUGAAAGAUUAGUGAUUUACACGUGGUGCAUUGAAUCGCUAGAGAAAUUCCCAUUAAACGCACUGGAGAAAUGAAGGAACGCCUCCGAAUAAGUAUAAACUGAUUCGGGAUGAAAUCUAUUAUCGCGUAAAGCUUCAUAUUUCACUUUCGAGAGGAGGUUCCAAAAAAACCUGUUUCCGAGAGUAACAGGAAAAUAACAGGUCUGCCGAACAAGAUGGGUAAACCUAUCAGUGAAAAACAGAAACAAACAAAUAGUCGCUUCGUCUUCGAUAGUUAUGGCGACCCGGGCCGGAUGUGAACUAAUGUCGACAUGUCCAGAGUGUAAAUCCGGUAAUUCCUUGUUUCGCAUCCAUUGCCAUAAAAACACUUUCCACACUUUGUGGCCGCGGAUGUCCUGUAAGAGUGUUAGAGUGAUGAUCAAGUUCGGUCAGACAAGUGUUGGCGUUUUAGGUUUAGAAUAUUGUCCAGGCUAUACAGACACGUUCGGCAUGUGGAACACAGGUUUCUACUGUCCAGAAAAGAAGCCUAAUGAACCCGUAUACUGUUGUGGAACGGACACUUACAAGUACUGUUGUACCAAACGUGACGUUUUUAAGGCCGAGGAAUCUGGGGAUGAUCAGCCACUGAUAAUCGCCGUAUCGCUUGGCUCGUUACUGGUUGUGGCGCUUGUGACCCUGAUCACGUGUCUUUUGUAUCGUUGGAAUCACAUACGUAAACGGAGACAUCCCAUUGUUAACAGAGGUUCUUUGUAUCGUCUCCAUUGUAGCAGCGCCACCAGCGAUGUGACCAAUAUGUACUCCUUUUCUGGACAACCUAGUGUUACAACGACACCUGGUGAUGCCGUUGUCAAUUACCAACAAGAUGACACUGUUCUUCGAAUUCCGUCUUAUAAUGAUUCGUUAUGUCAGCACGUGAUAUCUAAUAUUCCAAAUGCACUACUUCAGCCUUCUCCUCACUGUCCCUUAGUGGCUGGGGAUCCCCCACCUCCGUAUCAAUUAGACAAUUCCUACCCGCUGUUGUUUGUACCCAACCAGGAUUUUGUAACCAUUCCAGUUUCAAGUUCAUCCAACAUCAGUUUUUCUCGUCCCUUUGGAAGUCCAACUUUGUCUCAAGCAUCAAACACGUCCGACAAUGAUCAACUUUCGAUCAGAAAUGGAUACUGGUCAACAAAAUUCUGAAGGAUAGUAUUAUCUGAAAAAAAUACGUGGUUCAUUUAAUUUAUCGUGCACUGUUUUAUGCCUGAGACUUCACAAAGAUAGCAUUGGUAACGACGGUGAUAUUUGAGCGUGACGAUUAAGUGCCCGAUAGAUGACGUUUGAUAAAGUUAAAUACCAGGCUUUCAAUUAAGUCUUGUGAGAUUGACAGGUGACUCAGAUGUUUGUCGAAAAUAAAUACGUGAUAAGUUAUUAAUUGUAAAAUUUUUAAAUAUUUCUUGUUGUAACUUUCAUAGUUAAAAAUAUCGUCUUGAAUGAAGAUCUACUUCAUUUAGAAAUCAAAACAAAUAAUUUAUCUCAAAAUAAAUACGAUUUCGGUCUCACCGUGUUUACGUUAUUUAGUUUGUGUGAUCUCCUUUUGGGAUUUUACUCACAAUAAAUACGAUUUCGGUCUCACCGUGUUUACGUUAUUUAGUUUGUGUGAUCCUUUUGGGAUUUUACUCACAAUAAAUACGAUUUCGGUCUCACCGUGUUUACGUUAUUUAGUUUGUGUGAUCUCCUUUCGGGAUUUUACUCAGAAUAAAUACGAUUUCGGUCUCACCGUGUUUACGUUAUUUAGUUUGUGUGAUCUCCUUUUGGGAUUUUACUCAAAAUAAAUACGAUUUCGGUCUCACCAUGUUUACGUUAUUUAGUUUGUGUGAUCUCCUUUUGGGAUUUUUACUCACAAUAAAUACGAUUUCGGUCUGACCGUGUUUACGUUAUUUAGUUUGUGUGAUCUCCUUUUGGGAUUUUACUCAGAAUAAAUACGAUUUUGGUCUCACCGUGUUUACGUUAUUUAGUUUGUGUGAUCCUUUUGGGAUUUUACUCAAAAUAUAUUAUCUCACAUCAUUAAAAAAUCUAUUAACUUUAUUAUAAAUUAAUAAUCGGCAAACGAAUAAAUGCCAAAAAUCUUUGUUUUCUGUUUACUGCAUAAUUGUAAUUAUAAACAGUUUGAAUGA
Molecule: messenger RNA, 2660 nt
Organism: Limulus polyphemus (Atlantic horseshoe crab)
Lineage: Eukaryota; Metazoa; Arthropoda; Merostomata; Xiphosura; Limulidae
Exons: 9
Coding region: 784-1686 (300 amino acids)
Source: RefSeq, a predicted model, not a curated record